Neurospora tetraspora is the source of this 2484-nucleotide messenger RNA. RefSeq lists its product as uncharacterized. Bases 1 to 2484 code for a protein of 827 amino acids. Gene Ontology annotation, molecular function: protein binding. Lineage: Eukaryota; Fungi; Ascomycota; Sordariomycetes; Sordariales; Sordariaceae. The transcript has 8 exons. The record is from RefSeq and is a predicted model, not a curated record.
AUGACAGCCCACGCCACCCAUGGCCAUACGGCCCUCACGCCGCCGACCCCCCACCCCAAUCUCAAUAUAUCAGACCUCCCCCACGAAAUCCUCCUCCUAAUCCUCUCCUCCCUCCCCACCGCCGCCGACGUCUCCCACCUGGGCUUAACCUGCCGCCGUCUGCGGCGGCUCGUGACCUCGGAGGGGUGGCGCGCCUUUGUGAUUGCCAGGUUUCCUUCGCUUGUUGAGUCCAUCCCCACCGCUCCCGCUCCCAUUUCUGGCUCUGGCUCUGGCUCUGGCUCUGGCUCUCAAGGAGGACAACAACAAAAUGGAAGUGGAGGAGGAGGAGGAGGGAGAUACGGCUGGCAAGAGAUAGCCGAGAGUUUAACCUGGCAAAGUAGGUGUUGGGAUAAGAGGGCGGUGGGGUUUUGUGCUAUCUACCCUACUACCUCCUCCGCUUCUUCUGGGACUGGACAUGGACAUGGACAUGGGCAGAGAGGAGGGGGUGGGCAACAGGGACAGCAGGGACAGCAGGGACAGCGGGGAAAUAUGUUUCAAUCGGUGGUGGACGCGCACUUUGAUUUCGCUACGGGGAGGGAGUUACUCAUCUGGGCAAGGAGGAGAGAUUGGGGAGGCGGACAGAAGAGUAAGAGUGCGCCGAAGUUUAGUUGGUUUAAAGCCGAGGGGAGGGAGGAGGGGGCUUUGUGUGUUGUUAGGGGGGAUGUGCCUCUGUCCGGGAAGGGGUCGGGGUCGGGGUCGGGGGGAACCAAGGGGAACGGAGGAGCAGGGGGAUAUGGAAGGGGGGAUAAUGGGGAUUUGGCCCUGGGGGAGAGGUUUGGGAAGAGGAUUGUGAGGUUUAGGCCACAAGAAGGGGAGGAAGGGGAAAGAUUGGUGCAGGACACGAUUAACAGCGUGGAUGUGUUGUAUGAUGCCCCGGGGGGAAGGAGGUUGCUGGCGGCGGCGACGAAGAAGGCGGUGGGGGUUUAUGCUUUGCCGGAUGGGAAAGAGGAGGUGGGAGAGGAUGAGGAGGUGUCGCCGGUGGUGGUUUACGAUUUGCAGAGGAGUGUGUUGGACAGCAACACGGCUCAAUUGUGCAGCGCGAAGUGGAUGGGUGGUCAGGGGAAUGUGAUGGCUUUGGCGCUUAAGGGGUGCAGUGAACGACUGCAGUACCUUUCGAUCACGGAGUCGGGGUGGACGCAUCAUACUACGGCGAAGAGUAUCAUCAACUCGGGAGGUGUGGGCGGGUUGAGUAUCCCUGAUGCGGAUAUCUGUGCGAACUCCCUUUCGCCUGUCUACGCCAAUCCCAACCAGCAAAAGUCGGGCGGGACAACACUGCUCCUCUCGGCAUGGAAAGACGGUACCUGUCGCCUUCAGGACCUACGAACUUCUUCUCCCUACGACGCUAUCUAUCAAGACAACAUCCAGCCCUGGGAUCAUGUCGAGGCCAUCCUCACGUACGGUACAGAGCGCUUCGUUGCUGGCGCUGGUAACUCUGGCGCAACCAUCAAGAUAUUCGACUUCCGGUGGCCGAAACCAUACUCUCACACCUCAGCCCUCCCCUGCCUCGGUCGCCAACCUUUUCCGAAACCUCACCAACCUUUCGCCAAGGCACCCAACGCUUCUCCCACCGGCCGUGCAAGAUGCGAUUAUCUAGCAGGCUUAGAAUGCCACUGGCACUCCCUCUCCAAGCACCUCUACUAUCGGCCCAACGCAACCAUCUUCCUCCCGCGCGGCGUGCCCGGCCACGAACACGACCGGAGCAACCAGCACGGCUUCACACGGACUUGGUCCCUCGCCAAAGCCUCUGACUCGGCUCCGAACUUCUACAUGGGCGUUUCCGGCGGAGUGAUCGAAGCCAACCUUCAACCGGCCCCUUCCAGCCCUUCAAACCCGGUAGAAAUCGACCCCAUAUACGGGUACAACUACCCCUAUUUCACCGGCCCAUUGCCAGUCACCGGUCACCCGGCACUCUCCCACUCCACCUUCUCCCCUUACUCCUCGAGAAACCAAAGCCAGGUAAAUCAAGGCGCAGCGGAAGGGUACACAACCGUUCCCAUCAAAUACUCGCUCAUGGAAACGGGCGAUGGACUGUCGGUGGAAGCGAACGACAGAUCAAUUCGCAUGCCGAGGAUGAUGGGUCCCUUUGAACCCUCUUCUUCUGCUUUUGCUAACCCUGCGUCGCCGUUCGGGAGGGUUCCCCCAACGGCUCCGAGGGCGGAUAGGGAACGAGCGGCGGCGGCAGCAGCAGCAGCAGCAAGGGGAGGUCAUGGUGGACGAGGAGGUGGAGGCAACCUAAGUUUUGGCCGGAAUGGAAACGGAUCAUGGGUGACGAACAAUACGAAUAGGGAUGGAUCGGCGACAAGUCAAAAACAGGUGUGGGAGCAGUGGAAGGAGGGCGUUGAGCUGCCGGCUGGGUAUCAGACUACGAUUGAUUUUGGGGUGUUGUUGGAGGAUGAAAAGGGGGAGACGGGGUUGGAGGGGAGGGUGGAGAGGAUGGUUGUUUGA